Molecule: messenger RNA, 604 nt
Organism: Helianthus annuus (common sunflower)
Lineage: Eukaryota; Viridiplantae; Streptophyta; Magnoliopsida; Asterales; Asteraceae
Product: splicing factor 3B subunit 6-like protein
Exons: 1
Coding region: 97-474 (125 amino acids)
Biological process (GO): mRNA splicing, via spliceosome
Cellular component (GO): precatalytic spliceosome; catalytic step 2 spliceosome; U2 snRNP
Molecular function (GO): RNA binding
Source: RefSeq, a predicted model, not a curated record
UAAUUAUGGUCAACAAAACUCGCUCUAUCAAAUUUUAAAAAAAAAACCCAAAUCCCUCCGUAUUCAAAACCCUAAUUUUCUCACCAGCGAUCUUGAAUGGCGACAAUCAAUCUAAGAAAGGGAAACACGAGGCUUCCACCGGAAGUAAACCGAGUCCUGUACGUACGCAACUUGCCAUUCAACAUCACAUCGGAAGAGAUGUACGAUAUCUUCGGAAAAUACGGUGCAAUUCGCCAGAUACGUAUCGGAACCAACAAGGACACACGAGGUACCGCUUUUGUGGUCUACGAAGACAUAUACGAUGCGAAAACAGCAGUGGAUCAUCUUUCAGGUUUCAACGUUGCGAAUAGGUAUUUGAUUGUGUUGUAUUAUCAGCAUGCGAAGAUGAGUAAGAAGUUUGAUCAGAAGAAGAAAGAGGAAGAGCUUACUAAGCUUCAGGAGAAGUACGGGGUUACUGCUAAAGAUCUCAAGUGAGUUUGUAUGUUAUUAUUGUUUCAUCGGUUUUUAGGGCUUUUAAUUGUAAUUCUAGCUGUAAACUUGCGAAUCGAUGAAUUUUAAUACUAUAAUCUUUUUUUUCUGAGUUUAAAGCAGUGCAAUUUGAGCA